GCACCUGGCCCAGAACCCUUUCAUCUGCGACUGUAACCUCAAGUGGCUGGCGGACUUCCUGCGCACCAACCCCAUCGAGACGAGCGGAGCCCGCUGCGCCAGCCCCGGGCGCCUGGCCAACAAGCGCAUCGGGCAGAUCAAGAGCAAGAAGUUCCGGUGCUCAGCCAAAGAGCAGUACUUCAUUCCAGGCACGGAGGAUUAUCAGCUGAACAGUGAAUGCAACAGCGACGUGGUCUGUCCCCACAAGUGCCGCUGUGAGGCCAGCGUGGUGGAGUGCUCCGGCCUGAAGCUCACCAAGAUCCCUGAGCGCAUCCCCCAGUCCACGGCCGAGCUGUGA
Miniopterus natalensis is the source of this 337-nucleotide messenger RNA. Lineage: Eukaryota; Metazoa; Chordata; Mammalia; Chiroptera; Miniopteridae. The record is from RefSeq and is a predicted model, not a curated record.